Molecule: messenger RNA, 3165 nt
Organism: Manis pentadactyla (Chinese pangolin)
Lineage: Eukaryota; Metazoa; Chordata; Mammalia; Pholidota; Manidae
Gene: LPAR6
Product: lysophosphatidic acid receptor 6
Exons: 1
Coding region: 667-1692 (341 amino acids)
Biological process (GO): positive regulation of Rho protein signal transduction; phospholipase C-activating G protein-coupled receptor signaling pathway
Cellular component (GO): membrane
Molecular function (GO): lysophosphatidic acid receptor activity
Source: RefSeq, a predicted model, not a curated record
AUCUCAAAUACAGUUGGCAACGGAGAAAAAGAACUCAAAUUCAGCAAGAACUAACAUGCUUAGGAAUUUAUUUUGGAACUUUUAAAAGACUCUUCUGCUUACCACCAUCUGGAAUUCACUGCAGGAAUACCAGACAGGAAAACUUCAAUUAAAAGGAGAAAGAAGUAAAUGAGACCAAACUGGGAAUGUUUGAGUCUCUGAAACUCUGCCUUGAAAAGCAAAAUAAAGUUACUGACUUCAGCUUAAACAUUCUGGAGCAUAAAGAAACUUUAAUUUUGAAAUAUUCACCUUGACUACUGAAAUACAAGUUUACAAGAAGAGUAAAGAAACUCGCAGAACACAAGUUUUCUUUAAAUUUAUAAUCCAAUGGGGUGGCUUCAUUGACUACAUUUUUUAAAAGUUGCUCAUCUGUUAACGAAGCCCUGGAUUGUGUGAAGACUAGAAAAUGAGGCUAUUUUCCGGUUGAAGAACCAAGUGGAAACUAUACAGCAAAUUUCAUGUUUCUUUUUGAGAUUUCAGAGAAAAAGGAAAUAUUUAUAAAAUCACCCAAAGACCCAAGGAAUUUGCAUAUACUUUGGAGGUUAUAAAGUGGUCACAGUCUGAAUACCAAAGCGGACUGCAGCUGACAAAAGGACUUCAACACUGUAAACUGGACGUGCCUUUAUAAUGGUAAGCAAUAACAGCUGCAUUUAUGAUGACUCCUUUAAGUACACUUUGUACGGGUGCAUGUUUAGUAUGGUGUUUGUGCUUGGGUUGAUAGCCAACUGUGUUGCCAUAUACAUUUUUAUUUGCACCCUCAAAGUGCGAAACGAAACUACAACUUACAUGAUUAACUUGGCAAUGUCAGACUUGCUUUUCGUUUUUACUUUACCCUUCAGGAUUUUUUACUUUGCAACACAGAAUUGGCCAUUUGGAGAUUUACUUUGUAAAAUUUCUGUUAUGCUGUUUUAUACCAACAUGUACGGAAGCAUUCUGUUCUUAACCUGUAUUAGUGUAGAUCGAUUUCUGGCAAUCGUCUACCCAUUUAAAUCCAAGACUCUAAGAACCAAACGAAAUGCAAAAAUUGUUUGCAUUGCUGUGUGGUUGACUGUGAUCGGAGGAAGUGCACCAGCAGUUUUUUUUCAGUCUACCCACUCUCAGGGUAACAAUACCUCAGAAGCCUGCUUUGAAAAAUUUCCAGAAGCCACAUGGAAAACAUAUCUCUCAAGGAUUGUAAUUUUCAUUGAGAUAGUGGGAUUUUUUAUUCCUCUAAUUUUAAAUGUAACUUGUUCUAGCAUGGUGCUAAGAACUCUAAAUAAACCUGUCACAUUAAGUAGAAGCAAAGUAAACAAAACUAAAGUUUUAAGAAUGAUUUUUGUACAUUUGGUUAUAUUCUGUUUCUGUUUUGUGCCUUACAAUAUCAACCUUAUUUUAUAUUCUCUUAUGAGAACACAGACAUUUGUUAAUUGCUCAGCAGCAACGGCAGUAAGGACAAUGUACCCAAUCACUCUCUGCAUUGCUGUUUCAAACUGUUGCUUUGACCCUAUAGUUUACUACUUCACGUCAGACACAAUUCAGAAUUCAAUAAAAAUGAAAAACUGGUCUGCUAGGAGAAGUGACUCCAGAUUUUCUGAUCAAGGCACUGAGAACUUUAUUCAACAUAACCUACAGACCUUAAAAAGUAAGAUAUUUGACAAUGAAUCUACAAUAUAAGCUGCCUGAAAUAAAACCACUGGGACUUCACUGGACAGAACCUUCAAGUUCUUUCAACUGUGAAACAUGUUUUCUUGGACAACUGUUUCUCCACCUCCAAAAGAAAAUAAAUAAUGUGGACAUUUUCAAGUUAUUAGCACAAAGAAAGUGUUAAGCAUUAAGAUGUAUUCUAUUCGUGUGUACAUUCCAUUUUAUUUUUCGGAGACAUUUUGAUUUGUACCUUCCUCUUCAAUAAAAAAAAAAAAUCCCUAAAAGAGUUAUUCAAAAUCUAAAAGGGACUGAUUUAAAUCAUGUGAUAACAAUGUGUACUGUCUUUGAGUUUCUUGGUAAUUUUAUACUAAAUGGUCUACAAAUACCGAGUUUCACUUAAUACUUAAUAUUUUUAUUCCACAUAUAUCUAAGUUCUAUUUCAGUUUGAAUUGAAACUACGGAUCAUGUUUUUUAAACCAUAAUAUAAAUGAGAAAGGAGAGUAAUUUGAAAUAAUCAGUAUGUGUUUUUGGAGUAUUUUUUGAAAAUACAGCUAUAAAUUUAGUCUAUUUGAGCAUCUAGAGUAGAUAAUAUAUAGUAUUUUGUCUUUAGGCAAUUCUUAAAAAGUAUAUGCUAUCUAAUUCUAUACUAUAGUAUGCUUUAAAAAUCACUACUUUAAUCUGUUUUCUGGAUAUCACAAUACCCAAUUUCAAGAUGAUAUAUGCCACAAAAUCGAGAGGGUGAAAACUUAACAAAAUGUUGUUUAGCUAAGCACAUUUUAAAAAUAAAGUAUUUGUAGAGGUACAAUUUUAAAGUAUAUUUAUGUCAUGAUAAGUAACAUUGUAAACAUUUUAGUGAGAGAAACACCAUAGACAGUGAGAUAGUGAAAUACAGUAGCUGGCACUUAGAAUCUAGCAAUCUAGCUAUCUGCAUAUUACUUCCUCUCCCUCUUUUGACCAUUUAAAGUCAAAUAUUGAAUAGCUGAAUUAUUAUUUCAAGUAGGCAAAAUAUUAUUGUAUGUCAAAAUAAUUUACGAAGUAAGGACAUAUAGUUCUUUACAUAAAAAGCAGCAAAACUACAGGGCCAAAUAACUAAGUACAAUUACAUUUUUAUUUUAAUAAACAUAAAAAAGGUAUCACUUUGUGCUAUAAUUUAGAUAUGAAGUACCAACUACACUAAAACUUUUUCAUUUGCCAACAUACUUUUUUUUUUUAAUUCAAGUAGUUCUCCAUUAACUUAAAAAGAAUGCUUUUUAUUGGAGAAAAAGGACAUAAAUUCAGCAUUCAAGCUAUCUGAUUUUUACACUAUUAUCUUUCAAGUCCUGAAUACAACUUUGGACAAAUACUCAAGAUUUAAAUUUGAUUUUUGCUGUUCUUUGGGUUUGGGCUGCAAUAAUUUCAAACAAAUCAUAGUCAUUUGCUAGAUAAGUAAACCUAUUUUCAAAAAAAAAAAGUGAGGUUUUCUUUAGGGAACUGUGGUUUCCUUCAAACCUACAGCAAAAUAAA